This is a messenger RNA of Cladophialophora yegresii CBS 114405, 330 nucleotides long. RefSeq lists its product as uncharacterized. The record is from RefSeq and is a predicted model, not a curated record. The transcript has a single exon. NCBI's taxonomy places the organism in Eukaryota, Fungi, Ascomycota, Eurotiomycetes, Chaetothyriales, Herpotrichiellaceae. The coding region runs from base 1 to 330 and encodes 109 amino acids.
AUGCCACUGGUGGCUCCUGUCGUGGCAGGCGCAGGCGCUGAUGGCGCAGAUCCAGAUCCGCUGGCGACGCCAUUCACCAGCGGCGCGGUGGAGGGAGUCACAAGAGGGCCGUUGGGACCUGUGCUUGCGCUUCGUGGCGCUGGGCUGGGCGCCGACAUUUUGAUCUUGUGGUCAUGCACAGCUCGACAAGAACGGACCAGUCAAUAUCGAGAGUUGCGACAACCGGUGUUGUGCGAAGACAACAAGAUGAAGUUUGUCCGAAGAGUGAUUGACUUGCAAGGCGUCGUGGAUGCCAUACGCCGCUUUACCAGGUUUAGCGCCUUCGGCUAA